AGAGAGAGAGACUGUGAGUGAGACACAGAGCGAGAGUGAGAGUGAGAGAGAGAGAGAGACAGAGAGAGAGAGGGAGGGGGGCCAAAGUCGACUCGAGUUUCUGCGUUCAGUAUCAAAGCGGGGCCAAAGCGCAGCGCGAGGAGAGCAGCAGCAGCACGAGCCCAACUUUCCAGCAGCCUGUGAGGAACUGUACUGCACUGUGGGGCUUUUUUUUCUUUUGUUUUUUUGUGUUGCUUUUCUUUUUGUUUACUCUCCUGCCAUGGCUGACGUGAACGAGUCCUCCUCGUCGGACGUGGCCAACCGCUUCGCGCGGAAAGGCGCGCUCAGGCAGAAGAACGUGCACGAAGUGAAGAACCACAAGUUCAUCGCCAGGUUCUUCAAGCAGCCCACCUUCUGCAGCCACUGCACCGACUUCAUCUGGGGCUUUGGAAAGCAGGGAUUCCAAUGCCAAGUGUGCUGUUUUGUGGUCCAUAAGCGCUGCCAUGAGUUUGUCACAUUCUCCUGCCCUGGAGCGGAUAAAGGACCGGACACAGAUGACCCUCGGAGCAAGCAUAAAUUUAAAAUCCACACCUAUGGCAGCCCGACCUUUUGCGAUCACUGUGGCUCCCUGCUGUACGGCCUUAUCCACCAGGGCAUGAAAUGUGACACCUGUGAUAUGAACGUCCAUAAGCAGUGUGUGCUCAAUGUGCCAAGCCUGUGUGGAACGGACCACACUGAGCGGCGAGGACGACUCUACCUGAAGAUCGAAGUGAGCGGAGAUGAGCUGCACGUUACGGUGGGCGAGGCCAGGAACCUGAUCCCGAUGGACCCUAACGGCCUGUCCGACCCGUAUGUCAAGCUGAAGCUCGUCCCUGACCCCAAAAAUGAGACCAAGAAGAAGACCAGAACCAUCCGCUCCUCCCUAAAUCCCACCUGGAACGAGUCAUUCACAUUUAAGCUGAAGCCCUCGGAUAAGGACCGCAGGCUCUCUGUGGAGGUUUGGGAUUGGGACAGAACCACCAGGAACGACUUCAUGGGUGCCAUGUCCUUCGGAGUGUCAGAGCUAAUGAAAUCUGCAGUAUGCGGAUGGUACAAGAUGCUGAACCAGGAGGAGGGCGAAUAUUACAACGUGCCGAUCCCGGAGGAGAAUGAUGGGAAUGUGGAGCUCAGGCAGAAGUUUGAGGAUAAGACAUUGAAAGGCCUUAAACAGAAAGCCAAGCUGGGCCCCGGUAAGAAGGCCAUCACCCCGCUGGACGAUGACAGGUCCAGUAUACCCUCCUGUAACCUGGACCAGGUCAAGCUCUCUGACUUUAACUUCCUGGCUGUUUUGGGGAAAGGAAGCUUCGGGAAGGUCAUGUUAGCGGAGAUGAAGACCACCGAGGAGCUGUAUGCUAUAAAGAUCCUGAAGAAGGACGUGGUGAUUCAGGACGAUGAUGUGGAGUGCACCAUGGUGGAGAAGAGAGUGCUGGCCCAGCAAGACAAACCCCCGUUCCUCACCCAGCUCCACUCCUGCUUCCAGACUGUGGAUCGUCUGUAUUUCGUGAUGGAGUAUGUGAAUGGGGGUGACCUCAUGUAUCACAUUCAGCAAGUGGGCAAGUUUAAAGAACCCCAGGCUGUGUUUUACGCAGCAGAGAUCGCUGUGGGCCUGUUCUUCCUGCACCGGAAAGGAGUCAUAUACAGGGACCUGAAGCUGGAUAAUGUAAUGCUGGACGCUGAAGGUCACAUUAAAAUCGCGGAUUUCGGAAUGUGUAAGGAGAACAUACAUGAAGGCGUCACGACACGCACCUUCUGUGGGACACCCGACUACAUCGCCCCAGAGAUCAUAGCAUACCAGCCAUACGGGCGCUCUGUGGACUGGUGGGCAUAUGGUGUACUGCUGUACGAGAUGCUGGCUGGACAGCCACCGUUUGACGGUGAAGAUGAGGAUGAGCUGUUCCAGUCCAUCAUGGAGCACAACGUGUCCUACCCCAAAGCCUUGUCCAAAGAGGCUGUGUCCAUCUGUAAAGGGCUGAUGACGAAGCACCCUACAAAGCGGCUGGGCUGUGGUCUGGAGGGUGAGCGGGACAUUCGGGAGCAUGCAUUCUUCCGCCGGAUUGACUGGGAACGCCUGGAGAACAGAGAGAUACAGCCUCCAUUCAAACCAAAAGUGUGUGGAAAGGGGGCGGAGAACUUCGAUAAGUUCUUCACGCGUACGCAGCCUCAGCUGACCCCUCCAGACGAGCUCGUCAUCGCCAACAUCGACCAGUCUGAGUUCGCCGGUUUCUCCUUCAUCAACCCGCAGUUCGUCCACCCCUCCCUCACCAACACCGUAUGAAGGAGGGACGAGGCAGUCACAGGAGUAACUCUACCUACACAACCCCAAACGCCUCAUGCUUAGCGUUGUCCCCAAACUCCUAAUCCAAACCUCUCUUAACUCCAAGAAUCUUCUCUUUUCUUCUGUUGUAGAUUUUCACAAGAUUUCUUCUUCUGUCCAUUGUUUCAGUUUUAGGCCAGUCAAAGAGUUUACCUUAAUGAUGUAAAA
Colossoma macropomum (tambaqui) is the source of this 2500-nucleotide messenger RNA. It is a transcript of the gene prkcaa, whose product is annotated as protein kinase C, alpha, a. Bases 260 to 2293 code for a protein of 677 amino acids. Gene Ontology annotation, molecular function: zinc ion binding; ATP binding; diacylglycerol-dependent serine/threonine kinase activity. Gene Ontology annotation, biological process: protein phosphorylation. Lineage: Eukaryota; Metazoa; Chordata; Actinopteri; Characiformes; Serrasalmidae. The transcript has 18 exons. The record is from RefSeq and is a predicted model, not a curated record.